This is a messenger RNA of Cordyceps fumosorosea ARSEF 2679, 1170 nucleotides long. RefSeq names its product amidohydrolase. Gene Ontology annotation, molecular function: hydrolase activity, acting on carbon-nitrogen (but not peptide) bonds. NCBI's taxonomy places the organism in Eukaryota, Fungi, Ascomycota, Sordariomycetes, Hypocreales, Cordycipitaceae. The transcript has a single exon. The record is from RefSeq and is a predicted model, not a curated record. The coding region runs from base 1 to 1170 and encodes 389 amino acids.
AUGUUUUCCUCCAUGCUUAUUGGUACGCACACCAACAAGUGGUGGAAAGGCAAGGAUAAUGCCACUGACCAAGGACACAGCGAGCGCUCAUCAGCGGAACAAAUGCGAGAUGAAAGCAUUGUAGAACGAACCGUCCGUGCCGUCAGCCACAUGCGCCUCGCACUGCUCUCGGGAUACACUACGUAUCGCGAUCUGGGUACGGAGGGCCUGUCUUCCCACGAUGCCAGCCUUCGGGACGCGGUAAAUCGCGGCCUCACGCCUGGACCGCGCACAUUUGUCGCGACAAGUUGCCUGGCUACGACUGGCUCCUACGAAAUCCGCACGGAAAAUUAUGCCAAUGGCAUGAAGCCCCCACUCAUAUGUGAUCCUUGCGAUGGUCCCGAUGGAGUGCGACGCGCCGUCCGCAGACGAGUGGCCGAGGGCGCCGACAUUAUCAAAUUCUAUGCCGACUACAGGCGCAACACCUUGCGUUCCCCUUUAUCAGGAGACGCCAUCUUGUUCCCUCCAAUGAACCGAAACCCCGCAACGGUCAUGUUUACCCAAGAAGAGAUGAACGCCAUUGUCAGUGAGGCCAAGUCUGCCGGCCUGCCUGUCGCCUGUCACGCCGGCACCGUGAGGGGUGUUCUUAUGGCAGCCAAAGCCGGCGUAACGAGCAUCGAGCAUGGAACCGAGGCCACCGACGGCGCGAUUAAGGCCAUGGCCGACAACGGAUGCAUCUACGUCCCGACUCUCGCCAUCGUCGAGUCCGGAGUCAAAGACAGGGUCCCAGAGGUCCAGGCGAUCGCGAGAAAGGCCCAUUCUAUGGGCUUGCGCCUUGCAGCCGGCGGCGACACUGGUGCCUUCAACCACGGGCAAGGCGCAAGAGAAAUGGAGCUUCUGAUGGAAGCCGGCGUCCCUGUGGAGGAUGUGUUGGAAGCCUGCAUGCUCGGCGGCUGGGAGUCAUGUGGCAAGGACGCGUGCGGAUAUCGAUUUGGCUGGCUCGAAAAGGGAGCCCGCGCCGAUAUCAUCGCCCUCGACACCGACCCCCGCGUCGACAGCAAAGCGCUCCGCAAAGUCAACUUUGUCAUGAAGGACGCCCAUGUCUGGAAGCAAAAUGGCAUUCCCGUCGGCUUUAUUGACCGCAUCAUGGAAGAGUCUGCUUACUCCGACGCUACCUGGGAACUUGUGUAA